This is a messenger RNA of Arabidopsis arenosa, 952 nucleotides long. The record is from the annotation of a GenBank genome assembly. NCBI's taxonomy places the organism in Eukaryota, Viridiplantae, Streptophyta, Magnoliopsida, Brassicales, Brassicaceae.
CUCACAGUUAUUUGAUUCGGAACCCUAAUCGAGUCUGUCAAGUUUCGGAUCGACUAGUUUUUGGUUGGAGUCUGUUAGGGUUUGGGCCAAAUCUUCUCAUUGCUGAUCGAUCUCUGCCCUAAUUUUUCAGAAAUUUAACUCUUUGGUUCUGGGAAUGACAUUGAAGAUGACGAAGAAGUACGGAUUGCAACUCAUGAAAAGGCAAUCAUCAGUUCGACCUCCACUUCGUACUGCUCCAUUAUUUGGUCAAGAUGAAGACAACGAUGUGGAUAUGGAAAUUUCUCGACAAGCUUCAAAGACCAAGGGUCUUAAGAAAAUUCAGGAGCAGCAUAAGAAAGCCUUGGAGGAGGACCCUUGUGCUUUUGCUUACGAUGAAGUUUAUGAUCACUUGAAACAAGAAGCAUAUCUUCCACGAAUGCAUGAUUGUGAAGAGCGCAAGUCAAGAUAUGCCCAGCUAUUGAGGAAACAGGCUGACCGUAGACAGAAAGAACGUGAAAUAGUUUAUGAAAGAAAGCUUGCCAAAGAGAGGGCCAAAGACCAACAUCUUUUUCCAGAUCAAGUAAAGAUUGUUACUGGUGCCUAUAAAAGGAAACUAGAGGAACGAGAACAAUGGCUGUCACAAGAAAGAUUGCUUGAACUUCUAGAAGAAAAAGAUGAUGUUACAAAGAAGACAGACUUGAGUGAUUUCUACUUCAACAUUGGAAAAAAUGUGACAUUUGGAGCUCGAGAUAUCAAUGCUAGAGAGGCAAAGAGGUUCAAGGAACAAAAAAGACAAGAGGAGCUGGGUAAAGAAGAUACAAGGGAAGAGAAGAAAACAUAUUCACUACUGUUGCCUCAAUAUGUUUAGUUGAUACCAAAAAACAAGUUAUGUUUAGUUGAAUUUAGUAAACUUUAUUCUAAUCAUAUGUAAAUAUUAUGUUGAAUUUUACUUGAAUGAACUAUUAAUUUAAGU